Molecule: messenger RNA, 699 nt
Organism: Jaminaea rosea
Lineage: Eukaryota; Fungi; Basidiomycota; Exobasidiomycetes; Microstromatales
Exons: 2
Coding region: 1-699 (232 amino acids)
Source: RefSeq, a predicted model, not a curated record
AUGUCGAUACGGCCGCCGACCCACCUCGCUGGGCGUAGCCUCCGCCUCUCGCCCUCCUCUACACCAUCAUCAUCAUCAGCACCUCUCAUCCGCCGGCAAGCAAGCACAACCACCCACGCGCAGCUGUACCCAAGCGGAGCCCGCCUCGCCAUUCCCUCUUCCGCAUCAUCAUCCAGCUCCUCACCUCGUCCCCUCUCCUUUCCCCUCGGCACAACGCUCGGCUUUCUCCUCGGAUUCAGCUUCUGCACCACCCUGGGCUACAUGUACUUCCUACCACAGGCUCAAGAGCGCUCAGAUGCGGACCUGGCUGUUCAGCUAGGUCUGGUCCAGUCUACAGCGGGAGAGAUUGGAAGACUCGUGGAGGAGCUCAAAGCCAUGGAAGUGCAGGCGGGAAAGGUCGAGGAGGCCACAAGGGUGACACAGAGAGCAAGUGUUGAGUUGAGGGAUAUUAGGGAAAGGGCGGCUGCGGCGUUGCGGAGGGUGGAGGGAUUGGAGGAGGAAGGAAGGGAGUUGCGGACACGUAUCAAUAGGCUAGAGGGCAAGGCUACCUCCGCUGGCACGAAGAGGAGGGCAGCGGCUGCAUUGGCUGCUGGCCGGCCGGGCGCAGACCCGGACGAAGACGUAGCAUCAACGGGCAGGAGAGGGUCAGGCGGCAUCCUCUGGACAGGACGCAGCAAUCCGGGAACAAGGCUGGUAUAA